This is a messenger RNA of Lizanozyma spartinae, 198 nucleotides long. It is a transcript of the gene QCR9, whose product is annotated as ubiquinol--cytochrome-c reductase subunit 9. Bases 1 to 198 code for a protein of 65 amino acids. Gene Ontology annotation, biological process: mitochondrial electron transport, ubiquinol to cytochrome c. NCBI's taxonomy places the organism in Eukaryota, Fungi, Ascomycota, Pichiomycetes, Serinales, Debaryomycetaceae. The record is from RefSeq and is a predicted model, not a curated record. The transcript has 3 exons.
AUGGUAUGCAAUUAUAUAGCUUCUCUUUUCCGCAGAAACUCUAUUUACGUUGCCACCAUCUUUGGUGGUGCCUUUGCCUUCCAAGCUUUCUUCAACUACGGUGUCACUAGUUGGUACGAAAACCACAACAAGGGUAAGUUGUGGAAGGACGUUAAGGGUAAAUUUGUCGAAGGUGCAGACUCAGAAGAUGACGAAUAA